UUCAAUAACAGACAGCGAAGAAGAAACCGUUUACCGCUGUUGUCUUUGAAAUGGCGUUGAAGCGUUAUUAUAGUAGUCCGUAUUUCUGAUGGUUGUGCUUGUUUAGGGGAUUUGCUAUAUAAUUUCCCCGGUAAUUUUAUAUCAGAAAUUUGAAAUACACCAUAUUGUUCCUGAAGUUUGCUUCAUAAAAAUGUGCAGACGCUUGUUGUAGUUAUCUUUUGCAGUGCUGAGCUAGGCCGCUUCUAUCCCCGAGCUUGCUUACGGAUUUCAUCAGCUUUAAAGCUCUCGGCCUUGCCGCAACCUGGUUGCUUUGGGCUCCUGGUGGGCGACCAGUGUCAUGCGUGUCAGGAACGAUCAUCUGGCAGGGAUAUGUCAGAAGCUCUACUCAUUUCAGCAUUAUUACCCUUAAUAUAGAGCUACAUUAAAACUCUUAAUGUAGUUUGGACAUUCGAACCUCUGCCUGUUGGAUUGUACACUGACUGAAGUGGGCUCUUACCAGAGACUGCACUGAGAUUGUUUUCAUAGUGACAUUCAGUAUGGCAUCAGUACCAGUAUACUGUUUGUGUCGACUACCAUAUGAUGUGACCCGGUUCAUGAUCGAAUGUGACAUUUGUCAAGACUGGUUCCAUGGGAGCUGUGUUGGAGUGGAGGAGGAUAAAGCAGCAGAGAUUGACCUGUAUCACUGCCCUAACUGUCAGAUCACCCAUGGGCCAUCGAUCAUGCGUAAGCGUCGUGGGGGAAAUAAGCAGGCAGAUGGGGGUGCUGUGGCAGGGAGAGAUCCUACUCGGCCUGCGAAAACAGGCACCCCACAGUUUGUGAGGGAACUUCGGAGCCGCACUUUUCCAAGUGCGGAUGAGGUGUUGCUGAAGCCCACUGGGGCCCAGCUGACGGUGGAGUUCCUUGAAGAGCGUUCCUUUAGUGUUCCUGUCAUGGUGCUCCGGCGAGAUGGCUUGGGCAUGAACUUGCCUCCAUCUUCCUUCGGCGUCAACGACGUAGAGCACUACAUCGGUCCUGACAAAGAGAUAGAUGUGAUUGACGUGUCUCGCCAGUCUGACAUGAAAAUGCGCUUGGAAGAGUUUGUGGAAUAUUACAACAGCCCCAACCGAGACAGAGUGCUCAAUGUGAUCAGCCUGGAGUUCUCAGAGACCAGGCUCUCCAAUUUGGUGGAAACUCCAAAGAUCGUUAGGAAACUGUCCUGGGUUGAAAACCUGUGGCCAGAGGAGUCUGUGUUUGACCGUCCGAACGUACAGAAGUACUGCCUGUGGGGGUGAAGGGACAGCUACACAGACUUUCACAUUGACUUUGGAGGAACUUCGGUCUGGUAUCACGUUCUGAGGGGCGAGAAGAUAUUUUACUUGAUAUCUCCAACUGCAGCCAAUCUGGCCUUGUUUGAACGUUGGAGUUCCUCUUCGAAUCAGAAUGAGAUGUUCUUUGGCGAUCAAGUGGAUAUGUGCUACAAAUGUUCGGUCAAACAAGGCAACACCCUCUUCAUUCCAACAGGGUGGAUUCAUGCGGUUCUCACUCCAGUGGACUGUUUAGCUUUUGGAGGGAACUUUCUUCAUAGUCUCAACAUUGACAUGCAGCUACGGGCAUAUGAGAUAGAAAAGAGGUUGAGCACAGCAGAUCUGUUUAGGUUCCCCAACUUUGAGACCGUGUGCUGGUAUGUUGGCAAGCACCUCCUCGAUACAUUCAGAGGUUUGAGGGAGAACCGCAGGCAUCCUGCCACCUACCUGGUCCACGGAGCAAAGGCACUGAACAAUGCUUUCCGCACCUGGACCCGCAAAGAGGCAAUAGCUGACCACGAAGUGGAAAUUCCAGAGACCAUCAAGACUCAGCAGUUAAUAAAGGACCUAGCUAAAGAGAUCCGCCUUGUCGAGGACAUCUUUCAGCAAAACAUUGGCCGGGCCGCUCCCCAAUUCCCUGGGUCGCCGCUCUCUAAAGGUCCCGCUACCCCUUCCCAAAAUCCCAUCCGCUCUCCAGGAAAAAAGAGAGGGCCCAAAGCAAAGGAUGGGGUAGGGGUUAUGGGCUUGCCGGUAACCAAGAAGAAGAGUCAGAAAAGUCUGAUCAAGGCAGAGGCUGGGGAACUGGAUCUCCUGGAAAUUCACACCAAACACACUCUUAAAAAGUUUAAUCCCGGCAAAUCCAAGAAAAACAAGCUGGAGUUGCCAUUAGAGGAGUUUGAAGGGAAGCUUAAUAAGAGCAAGCUGAAACUUGUACUGACCAAUGGCAAAAUUCAAGGCUCCAAGAAGAAGGGCGGCAGUAACGGAGCUGGAGGUGCAGGGAACUUCCAACAUGUGGCCAUGGAGGGAUCCAGCCUCUCUGACCUGGAGACGGAGGACGAGCUGCAGAUCGACGAGACCCCGCCGCCACGCCGCAAGCCCACAGGGCCCAGCAAGAAGAAGAAACUUAGUGGUCUUCCGAGGAAGCUUCCCCGAGCCAAGCCGUGCUCUGACCCCAACAGGAUCAGGGAGCCUGGGGAGGUGGAUUUUGACAUUGAGGAGGACUACACAACAGAUGAGGAAGCAUUGGCUGCCCAUGGAGUGAAGGGUGGAGCCGGAGGUAUUCUGGACUUACUGAAGGCCAGUAAGCAAGUAGCGGGCCUGGACUCUGCACUCAGUGAGGAAGCUCCAGCCUCUCCAAGCACACGGGAAGCCAUCCAAGGCAUGCUCUCCAUGGCCAACCCUCCGUCCUCCUCCUCUUCAUCCUCCUCCUCCUCGUCCUCGCCCAUGUCCAUCUCAGGAGGCCUGACGGAGGGUCUUGCCGUGGUGAAGGAGAAGGGGCGAAGGGCUGUGUGGGUGUCCGGCGGAAACAAAAAGAAUUCAGGUAGUCCCGAGAAGAAACCCGCCAUCCAGCAGCGUCCUGGGAAGCGGGCGAUCAAGCGUCCGGCGCGGCACCUUAGCGACGAGGAAAGUCCGGACGAGCAGGAGACUCUCGGCACAUGCUUUAAGGACUCUGACUACGUUUACCCUUCGCUAGAGUCUGACGAGGAGGAUCAUGCCAACAAGGCCAAGAUGAAACGGAAGAAAAACUGGGACGAUACACCCUGGAGUCCAAAAGCACGGGUGUUGCCCACCCUCCCGAAACAGGAGAGACCGGCCAGGGAGGGUGCGAGAGUAGCAUCGGUGGAAACCGGUCUUGCAGCAGCGGCCGCUAAACUGGCACACCAGGAGCAACAGAAACCCGCAAAGAGAAAGUACACCAAAAAGCAGCGGCCCCCACCUCCGGCACCGGCCCCGCCCCCUGCCCAACCGGAACCGGCUCCGCCCUCCCCGCCACAGGCUUCCUCCUCUGGACCCGAGUUCAGCCCCGACCGGAGGAUGGACUACUACUCUGCCAGCUUGAUGGAUCACGAGUACACGGCAGGGCCCGGACCCUUCGGCCCGGGGGGCCCUCGGGGCACCGGGGCCAUGGCUCCUGGGGUGUUCCUCACCUCCAGGAGGCCUUCGCUCUCCCCGCAGAACAGCAGCACUUACUCGCCCUCUGGCGCGUCCCCGGCAGGGCCGGCCAGUCAAAGCACUGCUGUAGCAGGACAAGCAGGGAAACGUCCAAGGAAAGGACUUGCAACUGCAAAACAGAGACUUGGAAAAAUUCUGAAAAUUCACCGCAAUGGCAAACUUCUCUUGUAGGCGGUGCUGGUAAUGUGGCCACACAUUUGGUGGGGAAAAUGAAGAAAAAAUUACUUACAAGGACAUACUGCCCGGACAGAAUUCAUUAUAUUUUUAUUAUAGGUUUUUAUGAUCAUCGGUUUUCUCAUCUUCCUCCAUGCUUUUACUCUUCUAUCCACAAAUAUAAUGUUACAAAGACCCACUGAACACACUUUUCACCAGGCAACUUGACGGGUAAACCGCAUCCUCCUAAUGUUGGCAAUAAAGACAUUUUAGAAACUUGAAAUUAAUAUAAUAUUGGAGUUAAAUCUUCAAUGUAUCGUUUUUGAGUUGGGCUAUAAUAGUUUCUGUAUUCAGGCAGCAGAUAUUCAUGUUCUCUCAUCUUUACUUAAAUACUUGGACUUUUACUCUUUCUCGGUUCGUUCAAAAUGUCCUAGCUUUCAGAAAUGUUUUCUUCAGAAGUUCAUAAUGAAUUGCAAGUUUGCCAUAAUAAUGGAAAGUGUCGUGUAAUUAGUUAUACCAUGUACGGUUCAGUAAGAAUUAUGUGAUGAAGAUUUGAAGAGACAUAAUGCUCUGUUGUAGAAAUGUUUCGAGCAUUCUAUUUUAGGCGUGUUUCCUCAGUUUUCCCUGUUCAUGAAUGACACCCUAUUUUACACAUUUUUAUAUCAUGGAUCUGUUUUAUUCCUUUAGAAUUCCUUUGGAAAAUGGCAAUUUGCCCCUCUGCAUAGUCACAAUGCAUUAUUUAAUUGAUCACACGUUAUUAUGCUCAAGUUUGUAUCCGAUCAUGCUGCAAGUUCAGAUUGAUACAAACUCAUUUAAAUAUAGAAUAUUUUCUACAUAGGCAUGUUCUCAAUUUUUUUGUAUGCUUUUCCACUCUUAAGAUGAUCGUAACCUCAGUAAAUUGGUUUAUUAUGCUUUUUAAUGUUUCUUUAAGUCGAUGUAAAUAUUUGUAAUUUACCUAGAUACUGAGUAAGCAGUACGAUGUUAGAACACAGAGUUCUCAUUAGCAUCCCAUCAGUUUAGCAUGAUGGAUUUAGCCGUGUUGGAGUUGGGCUAUCAACGAAAUGUUGGUUGAGAUGUAGAUCUUACCAUUCACAGUAGAAGUGAGGGCUAUUGUCUGAUGUGUAAAUACGUAUUGUAAUUUAAUUUCUUUUAUAGUUAAAAUGACUGUUGAAAUCUUUUUAAAAAUGACUUGUAAAUGAUGCAUUGCUGUAUUUGGAAACAUAUGAACCUGUUUUUUUUUUAACUUGUUUGCAGUAAAUAUGUCCUGCUUAGUUGGUCAUGUUGUAUUGUCAAUGUUAUAAGGGAGUUAUUUUGUGCUGAAAAAAUACCCUAGUUUGAUCUGUUUGGUUAUGUAUUGUUGUUUAUAUUCACUCAUGCUUCAACAAACUGUAUGUUACACACAAUGGUUUUUAAAUAUGACCCAAAACAGAUAAACUAUACUUUGGGAAAACUUA
Messenger RNA from Gadus morhua (Atlantic cod), 5062 nucleotides. It is a transcript of the gene phf8, whose product is annotated as PHD finger protein 8. Lineage: Eukaryota; Metazoa; Chordata; Actinopteri; Gadiformes; Gadidae. The record is from RefSeq and is a predicted model, not a curated record.